AUGGGACGCUUUCCGGUAGAGAUUCUCCUCCAGGUCAUCCAGGGAGCAGUUGAAACGAUCCCAAUCCCAGACCUAGCUAGAAUGAGACUAGUCAACAGUACACGACCCGUCCCGUUCCAAUAUACAUCUAGAAACGCACUAACAAUUGAAACAGGCCUUUUCGCCCACGAAAUCAUGACCCUUCUCCUGCAAAGUCCCCGCCUAGAAGACGAUGGCUUCGGCUUCGCAGACGAAAGCCGACACGCAGGAAGAAAACCGUAUAAAAUAUGGUGGACACAGUUCCCCAUGCACUAUAAACGUCAAUAUCUCCAUAAAAAAGUGCAACAACACCCCAUCAACCAAUGCAAAUUUACCACGGCCAUCCAUGAAUGUCUCGCUAUUCCACAUGCCCCACGCACAAAGGAGGAGGAGCACAUCCUGAUAGACAGGUUAAUCGAUGCCUGGCUCUGCGGGAGAUAUGUGCCAUUUCGUCGCGUUUACGAUCACAGAUGCUUUCAUCGGCCUCCAACGCCUUGGGAAUCGGAUUGGUAUGCAAGGCCUUUGGAGUCUGCUGAAUUGACGAUGUCUAUUGCGCUAGCGGUCAGCGCGAUUAUAAAGGGGGACUGUGAGGAGAUUCAGAAAUUAAUCGACACUCAUGAUGAUCCUGAGUACGGACCUCUUGCGUUUCUCUGGGACAGGAGCGAGCGAUUUGGAGGGAUUUACCCGGUGGAAAUUGCCGGGUUGAAAGGCUCAACCGAGGUGAUUCGGCUGCUUAUUGCGAACGAUCACAACUCUCAAUUUGUCAAUCGGUCUGGCAGGGCAGGUAUUUUUGAAUUGGCUUCGAAAAUGGGGCAUAUGAGUGCUGUGAAGGGUUGGAUUGAACAUUUCAAAAAUACGAAUGAGGAUCUUGCGACUCGUUUGAACAGUGCGGUUAUGACCGCUGUCCGGAUUCGAAGACGCGAUAUUGUGGAAUUCAUUGAAAAGGAGAGUGGGAUUCAGUUCGACAAGAGCGAGGUCAUGUUUGACAUGUUCAUGGAGGGUAUUGUCAGGACGAGAAUGAGCCAAGUACAGUACUAUCUCAACUGGGGCGGGUUCGAUAUCAACAUGGAAACUACGAGGUUUCGCUAUGGACCAGUGAAUGGCGCUAUCUACGGGGCCAGAGGCCCUCUAGAUCUAAAGCUUGUGGCUUUCCUUCUGGAAAAAGGAGCGGAUCCGAAUAAAUUCAACCCGACGGCGAAACUGACGCCGUUACAGAUCGCAGUGCAAACAAAGAAUGUUGCAUUGGCGAGGCUACUGAUUGAGCGUGGUGCAGACGUCGGCGCAUCACUAUUGUUUCAGAAGAAGAAAUCGAGGAUACCCUUGCUACAGGUCGCUGUUGAAGGUAGAUCAGUUCCUAUGGUUCGUCUUUUGCUAGAGAAUGGGCUGGACAGAAAAUAUGUGUACAAGGGCAGAAAGGUUGAGGUCAAAGGGGAUACGGUUGAGGGGGAUGAUUCCCAAAUAUGCAUCCGGCGGGAGGUGCAGGAGGAUUCGAGAUCAAUCGACGAUCAGAAUGGCUAUGUGGUUCUUUUGGGUGACAAGGUUGAUAAACGUCGACCGGUGGUAGAAAAGCAAGCAUUGGGGAAAAUGAUGAGCACUGGCGUGCUGAAAGUAUUUAUCAAGUGA
Messenger RNA from Penicillium cataractarum, 1641 nucleotides. Its product is annotated as ankyrin repeat domain-containing protein. The record is from RefSeq and is a predicted model, not a curated record. The coding region runs from base 1 to 1641 and encodes 546 amino acids. Gene Ontology annotation, molecular function: protein binding. The transcript has a single exon. Lineage: Eukaryota; Fungi; Ascomycota; Eurotiomycetes; Eurotiales; Aspergillaceae.